UUGCCUUCUUAAUUUAUUUUUUUAAUAGUAUUUCAUAAUUAUAGAUAAUAAAUAUUACUAGAAAACAUAACCUAAAUAUACAGCACUUUUAAUACGAAUAAGAAAAAGUAAGUAAAAACCAAUGAUCCCGUUAUCAAGCAAUGGAGUAUUAUCUGUGCAGUGAAGUGGAAUGGAAUCAGUAAUUUUCCAUGGCUGUGUUUCGAUCUACUUCUCCCAAUAUAAUAUUUGGGUACAUCCUGCAUUAACAAUUCAAAAAUGGCAUUCCGCGUUGAGUCCGAGAAAGAUUAUGCAUUUUUACUAAAAAGUUUAAUUGCCGGCGUAAUAAACAUUUUACAGGGGUAGCUGGAAUGUGUUCAAAAACAACAGUAGCUCCACUAGAUAGGAUAAAAAUAUUAUUGCAAGCACAUAAUAAGCAUUAUAAACACUUAGGUGUCUUUUCCGGAUUGAAAGAAAUAAUUCAACGUGAACAAUUUAUUGCUCUUUACAAAGGAAAUUAUGCACAAAUGAUUAGAAUAUUUCCAUAUGCAGCAACACAAUUUACUACAUUUGAAUUAUAUAAAAAGUAUUUAGGUGACUUAUUUGGAACGCAUACUCAUAUAGAUAAGUUUUUGGCUGGAUCUGCUGCUGGUGUUACCGCAGUUACAUUAACAUAUCCACUUGACGUGAUUAGAGCCAGGCUUGCUUUUCAAGUUGCCGGAGAACAUAUUUAUGUAGGGAUUGUACAUGCGGGUAUCACAAUUUUUAAAAAAGAAGGUGGUAUUCGAGCAUUGUACAGAGGGUUUUGGCCAACUAUUAUUGGCAUGAUUCCAUAUGCAGGAUUUUCAUUUUAUUCAUUUGAAAAACUUAAAUAUUUAUGCAUGAAACAUGCACCAAAUUAUUUUUGUGAAAAAUAUGACAGAAAUACUGGUGGUCUAGUUUUAACGAUACCAGCAAGAUUAUUGUGUGGAGGUAUUGCUGGUGCUGUUGCUCAAAGUUUUUCUUAUCCAUUAGAUGUUACUAGAAGACGGAUGCAACUAGGUAUGAUGGAUCAUAAUACUCACAAAUGCAAUUCUAGCAUGUCACAGACUAUAAAAACGAUAUAUGAAGAAAAUGGUAUUGCUAGAGGUCUGUAUCGUGGAAUGAGUAUUAAUUAUCUACGAGCUAUUCCUAUGGUAUCAGUUAGUUUUACAACAUACGAGAUCAUGAAACAAAUACUACAUUUAGACACUGGACUAAAAUUCUAAUUUAUCUAAUCAGAACACGUAUUUGUGAUGUCUCAGUUCUUAUAUUUCUAUUAGUGGUAAAACGCAAUCAAUAUUAAUAUUUUUCUACAAUUACUGGGACAAAAAUAUUGUUUGAUUUUUACUUUGUAACAUAGAGGUGAUUCUUUCAAUCUAAUUUAUUAUCUGUAUGUGAUAAAUUUAUGCAAGUAUGAUAUGCCACGAAUAUGUGAAAUAUAUGGAAAAUAUUUGCGAAGUAUACAUACAUAGAAUAAAUAUUUAGGGUGGACCAACUAACGUGACCACCUGAAAUAUUUCACUUGUUA
Molecule: messenger RNA, 1525 nt
Organism: Bombus impatiens (common eastern bumble bee)
Lineage: Eukaryota; Metazoa; Arthropoda; Insecta; Hymenoptera; Apidae
Product: graves disease carrier protein-like
Exons: 7
Coding region: 348-1223 (291 amino acids)
Biological process (GO): transmembrane transport
Cellular component (GO): mitochondrial inner membrane
Source: RefSeq, a predicted model, not a curated record